UGCAUCCACUCUGUAUAAAUUGUGAAUUCUAGUUCAUGAUCUCUGAUACUUAAAAUAUGAAUUUUUUUUUUCAUAGAACUCAUUUUAAUGUUUUAUAGGGACUCAACCUUAUUUGGGGAAAAAAUGAAAUCUUAGGAGUGUUUGGUUAUUAGCUUGUGCUAGAUUAAUCGUCAUUUUUUAUUCUGAAGCCUGUUAGUUGACUUAUUUAUUUUCCUGUUUUUGGCAACCUACUAUUUAUCAUGGAGAAAAACAGGAGGUCAUGUGAAUGAAUCUUUGUUGACUACAGGGAGGAGGCUUUUAUUUAAGUAUAAUGUAUAAUGGUUAUAUAAUCAUGUAGUUCAUAAAAUCCCUAAUUUACACAUAUAACAUAACUACAAUAUUCAAGCAUUUGAUUAAAUAGUGACAGUAUUUAUGAAGUGCAGGCCAGAUGUUGAAGAGGGAGAAAAACUUAUAAGGAGGCAUCACAAUCAAGCAAAAUGUGCAGAUCAAUCUUUAUUCUUGAAUUUUGCUAUGCAUUCAGUCAGAAUGGAGGCAUGUGAUUGUCCACCAACACAUCAUGUUCCAUCAGAAGAUCAAUCAAAUUCUUCUGUACUUCCUGGAGGAAAACCGCCCCAUAUUGUGGUACAAAAUGAAGAUGUUGUUCAAGCAGAAGGAUACAAUUGCCAUUCUGAGUACUCACAGGUUGAACCGGAAAACUUCUAUUGGGGUAGCAAGAAGAACAGGAGAAAUAAGAACCGUAGUCCAGUGAAAAAGGAGUCACAAGUUGGUGAAAAACCCAGAUCAUCAAUGCAAGAAUCUGAAAAACAAAGAAAAGUUGGUAAUGAUAACUUUCUUAGGAUUUUAUUCUGGCAGUUUCAUAACUUCCGCAUGCUCUUGGGAAGUGAUCUACUUUUAUUCAGCAAUGAAAAGUAUGUUGCUGUGAGCUUGCAUUUAUGGGAUGUCACACGACAGGUCACACCUUUGACAUGGCUCGAAGCAUGGUUAGACAAUGUCAUGGCAAGUGUACCUGAGUUGGCUAUAUGUUAUCAUCGCAAUGGUGUUGUUCAGGGGUAUGAGCUUUUGAAAACCGAUGAUAUUUUUCUUUUGAAAGGGAUAUCAGAGGAUGGGACACCUGCAUUUCAUCCUCAUGUUGUACAGCAAAAUGGUUUGUCUGUUUUGAGAUUCCUUCAGGAUAAUUGUAAACAGGAUCCUGGAGCUUAUUGGCUUUAUAAAGGUGCUGGUGAAGAUGAUAUACAACUUUUUGAUCUUUCCAUUAUCCCCAAAAACCGAUCAUCAGAUGAUAGUGAUGACUCUUCAAGGUCCUUGCCAUCGUCAAUUAGUAGGGGUCGAAGUGAUGCAGUAUAUUCAUUGGGAACUCUCCUCUAUCGAAUUGCUCACAGGCUUUCACUGUCAAUGGCUGCUACAAAUAGGGCUAGGUGUGUGAGGUUCUUUAGAAAGUGUUUGGAAUUUCUUGAUGAUUCAGACCAUCUGGCAGUACGAGCAAUAGCUCAUGAACAAUUUGCAAGGCUGAUUUUAAAUUAUGAUGAUGAGUUGAAUUUAACUUCUGAAUCUCUGGCCCUAGAGUGUGAACUAACUGUUACUGAAGCCAAAGAUUCAUCUUGGGAUGUUGAAAACAGUAAUUCUGAACGAGAAGGUGCCCAUGAGGUAUUUUAUCUGCAUGCUGCUGACAAAUCAGGUGAACAGGGAAAUAUGAUUGAGCACUUAGAAUCAGAAUGUUCUGUGAAGAUGGUUUCUGAUGGACAACCCUCAUCUGGGGAACUGAUAUUGGUCAAUAACAUAGAAUUGAGCAAUUGCGAAGGGGAUGUACCAAUCACGUAUCCUGAUGUUAGCUCUUCAGUUUGUGAAGUGUGUCCAGUUCCAACGCCUGUGGUUCAGACAGUUGCCGACCCAAUCUCAUCUAAGUUAGCUGCUGUACAUCAUGUUUCACAGGCUAUUAAGUCUCUGAGAUGGAUGCGACAUCUUCAGAGUACAGAACCAGAGGUGAUGGAUCAAUUCACUGAAAAUCAUGAUAGACCAUCAUCAUCUUUUAGUGUUUCUGUUUGUGCUUGUGGAGAUGCUGACUGUAUUGAAGUUUGUGAUAUUCGAGAAUGGCUUCCAACAUCCAAGUUGGAUCAUAAGUUGUGGAAACUUGUUCUUUUGCUUGGAGAAUCGUAUUUGGCACUUGCAGAUGCUUAUAAGGAGGAUGGCCAACUGCAUCAAGCAUUAAAGGUAAUUCAGCUAUCAUGUUCUGUGUAUGGAUCAAUGCCUCCACAUCUUGAAGACACAAAAUUUAUUUCUUCAAUGGCUAGUGGCUCAUCCUUGCAGAGAAAACUCAUUGAUCUGAAUGAAAACACAUCAUGGGAUGAUGUAAAAGACGAGACUGUUAGUGGCUAUAUUGAAAGAAAGUCUUCUGUUUACCUUUUCUGGGCAAAGGCAUGGGAACUAGUGGGAGAUAUUUAUAUUGAAUUCCACAAGAUAAAGGGUAAAGAAAUCUCAAUACAAGAUCUGAAAAAACCUGUAACCAAAGAAUUGAGAAUGUCAUCUGAGGUUGUGAAGGAAGUUAAAAGGCUGAAAAAGAAGUUGGUACAAAUUAACCAUAACUGCAGUUCAUGUUCCUUGGUAAACUGCAGCUGCCAGAGUGACAGAGCUAGCAGUGGAAACAGUGCAAGCAGUAGUAGUGCAGCUUUGGGCCUCAUGACUCAUGGUAGAAAGCAUAAUAAACGAUUAUCUGCUAAAAAUGCCAAUUGCUCACCACCAAAAGAUCCAGGAGACGAGUUCAUUAAUGACAAGGAGAAUGGAAAAGAUUUUGACAACAAAUACAUUGAGCAUAGUAAUAAUGGUGGAGAUCUGAAUCAGAUAGAUACUCCUGAGAGUAGAAUGGAAAUCGAAUCUUUGGCUGCUGUAAACCCUAGAACUCUUGAGGGAUCCUCAGAGAUGGAUGCCUCAUGUUCUAGUGUUGUUUCUCAAUCAGAAAAUAAUUCAAAUGAAACACAGAAACUGAAAAAUGGUGGGAUAUUUGAGUACCUAGUUGAACCUCUAGUGGUAAGUGUAGAGUCCAAUCUUGUAGCUGCUCUAAAGUGCUAUGAAGAAGCUAGACAAUCAUUACUUAAACUUCCAAAUAGUUUGUCUGAGUUACAAUCUGUGGUUAAAAAGAAAGGGUGGGUUUGCAAUGAAUUGGGCCGAAUCAGACUUGAGAAUAAAGAAUCAAUUAAGGCUGAACUAGCAUUUACAGAUGCUAUAGAUGCAUUCAGAGAAGUUUCAGAUCAUACCAACAUAAUAUUAAUAAACUGUAAUUUAGGCCAUGGCAGUCGGGCAUUGGCUGAGGAGAUGGUAUCUAAAAUAGAGAAUCUUAAUCUACAUAAUAUUUUCCACAGUGCAUACAAUCAUGCAUUGGAAACUGCAAAACUGAAAUAUUUAGAAUCCCUUAGAUAUUAUGGGGCAGCAAGGUUAGAAUUGAAUGCCAUGAAUGAUCAUGACGAUUCUGUGACAAGCAGCUUGAGGAAUGAGGCACAUACACAGUUUGCUCAUACCUAUCUGCGGCUUGGAAUGCUUUUGGCAAGAGAAAAUACUACUGCAGUUUAUGAAAAUGGAUCACUGGAAGAUACAUGUGUAAGUCACACAAAGCCCCAAGACAGAAAAGCCAGAAAAGAUUUGAGAAAGCAUGAGAUUUCAGCUAAUGAGGCCAUUAGGGAAGCGUUAUCUGUGUAUGAGUCACUUGGUGAACUGCGCAAACAGGAGGCUGCAUAUGCUUACUUCCAAUUGGCUUGCUAUCAGAGAGACUGUUGUUUGAAAUUUAUGAAUUCAGGAAAUAAGAAAAGCAUUUUGCAAAAAGGAGAAAAUAGUGCUGUACAGCGAGUAAAACAGUAUGCAUCUCUGGCAGAGAGGAACUGGCAAAAAGCGCUGGACUUCUAUGGCCCUACAACUCAUCCUAAUAUGUAUUUGACUAUUGUUAUGGAGAGAUCAGCUCUUUCAUUAAGCCUUUCAAGCUUUUUACACUCCAAUGUGGUGCUGGAAUCAGCUUUGGCGCAUAUGCUUGAAGGGCGCCAUGUUUCAGAUACUACUGAGGACACUUUCAGUACUAGAUAUCCUGAAUUACAUGCAAAAUAUUGGAGUCAAUUACAGAUGCUUUUGAAGAAAAUGUUGGCCACGAUUCUUUCAUCGAGUGCAAACAAAACUCCUUGUCAACCAUCUUUGACAUCUAGCAGAUUUGGUGAUGGUGGAAAGAUCAAAGAACUCUACAAGAUGUCCCUGAAGGGUACUGACAUGAUCCAACUGCAUAACAUGCACAACUUGUGGAUAUCGUGAUGGGAAGUUAGUCCAGCUGCACACACCGGGUACAGUGUAUAUAGCUUGUAAAAGUCAUGACAGUAACUUCAUGGUGACAUUUCUUCUCUUGUUAACUAUGGAUCAGUGCAAAAUUAUAAGAAAAACCUAACCAGUA
Vigna umbellata (rice bean) is the source of this 4420-nucleotide messenger RNA. NCBI's taxonomy places the organism in Eukaryota, Viridiplantae, Streptophyta, Magnoliopsida, Fabales, Fabaceae. The record is from RefSeq and is a predicted model, not a curated record.